Molecule: messenger RNA, 1404 nt
Organism: Emiliania huxleyi CCMP1516
Lineage: Eukaryota; Haptophyta; Isochrysidales; Noelaerhabdaceae
Exons: 5
Source: RefSeq, a predicted model, not a curated record
CAGAAAGAGCGUCCUGCCGACCACCGAGGCGACAUGUCGGGACUGAGCCAGCAGGACCACCCCGAAGUCGUCGUCGCCACCUCUGGACGGUCCUCGUGCCAGACCUGCGGCGAGUCGAUCGGGAAGGGCGAGAAUCGCGUCGGCAUGGUUGGGCGCUCGAGCGGCGUGUCUUGCAUGAAGUGGAUGCACCCGCAGUGUUUCGCGCUCAACAUGCGCAUCGAGUACGCGCCUACGGGCCGCGCGCGGUGCAACGCGGACCGCGAUGGCGCUCUGAUCGGCAAAGGCGAGCCGCGCCUGCUGAUGCGGAUGAUGAAGACCUCGUGCGGCGGACAAGUCGUCGCAAAGGCGCAGCAGAUCUACAAGCCGGCGAAUGCUGCGGCGCUGCUCACGCGGUACCUGUCCGUCGAGGGCGUCUCGGUGACGGCCGCCACGAUCGGCGGGCUGGACGAGCUCGAGGCGGAGCACCGGCAGUGGGCGGUCGACGCCCUCGAAGGGCGAGACAUCUCCUCUCGCGAGGUGCCCGUCGGGACGCCGGCGACGAAGCCACGCGCCGCGGCGGCGCGGUCCGGAGGCGAGGCGGAGGCGGGCGGCAGCGAGGCGGCGGCGCUGCCAAAGCCCGCGGCCAAGUCUGCGGCCAAGCCGGAGGGCAAGCCGGCGGGAAAACGGGCCAAGAAAGCGGCUGGCGCGCCGAAGGGGGUGGCCUCGGCGUACACGCUCUGGUGCAAGGAGGAGCGGCAGGCGGCCGAGUACGCGCCGCUCUCCUUUGGCGAGGCGGGCAAGGCGCUCGGCGCAAAGUGGAGGUCCCUCUCCGACGAGGCAAAGGCGCCGUGGGUGGAGGCCUCGAAGCGGGACCGCGCCCGCCACGCGCGCGAGAUGGAGGCCUUCGCGCCCGCGCCCGGCAGCCCGUCCGCAGAGGCCGCCCAGCCGCCAACCAAGAAGGAGGAGGACGACGACGACGACGACGACGACGAGGACGCGCCGCUCAGCAAGCGGCGCCGGCAGGGCAAGGCGUCUCAGACCGCCGCCGCCCCGCCGCCGCUGCCGCAAAAGGAGGAGGAGGAGGAGGACGACGAGGACGACGACGACGAGGAGGUGGAGGUGAUCGAGUGAGCGCUGGGAGGGAGGCCCUCCCGCCCUUUCCGGUGCGGAAAGCGCAGUACUCUGCUUCUUACGUUUGAAUGCAUGUGGCCGCGCUGUCUCGCUGUGGCGAGUGUCUGGUGUGAGCUGGCAGUGCGUACACCCGCGCGCCGGCUGGUCACAUCGGGCGCCGGGCCGCGGCGCGGCGGCGGCUUGGUUCGCUUGGAGACAAGGAAGGUGUUGGCGCGCGUGUGGCGAGCGUCCCGUCCCACAACGGGCCCCGCAUAGCGCAUUACGUACAUGACAGAAACAAUUCCAUGACAGAAA